Molecule: messenger RNA, 4520 nt
Organism: Cannabis sativa
Lineage: Eukaryota; Viridiplantae; Streptophyta; Magnoliopsida; Rosales; Cannabaceae
Exons: 21
Coding region: 190-4179 (1329 amino acids)
Molecular function (GO): protein binding
Source: RefSeq, a predicted model, not a curated record
UUAGCAGAAAAAAAGGUUCCAAAUCAGAGAAAAGCCAAGCUGGUUCAUCUUUAUGGUCGCAAAACUUGCUUCUCUCUCACCACUCCAGACGCCAUAGAAAACUGAGAAGGUCAAGGUGGUUAGGGCAAAUGUGUGUUCGAAUCUGAUUUCCUAAAAUUCAGAAUCACCAUUGAGAACAAGCUCUAGAAAAUGUUGCGACUCAAAGCAUUCAGGCCGAGCAACGAGAAGAUCGUGAAGAUCCAGUUACAUCCAACACAUCCAUGGAUGGUCACUGCCGAUGCGUCAGAUCACGUUUCCGUUUGGAAUUGGGAACAUCGCCAGGUAAUCUACGAGCUCAAAGCUGGUGGUGUUGAUGAGAGGCGUUUGGUUGGAGCAAAGUUGGAGAAGCUUGCCGAGGGUGAAUCAGAGCCUAAAGGGAAGCCUACAGAAGCCAUGCGUGGAGGGAGUGUUAAGCAGGUGAGCUUCUAUGAUGAUGAUGUGCGAUUUUGGCAACUUUGGCGCAACCGUGCUGCAGCGGCUGAGGCUCCAUCAGCCAUCAAUCAUAUCACCUCUUUUAGUCCUCCUCCUCCAUCAACAAAAGGAAGACAUUUUCUUGUAAUCUGUUGUGAAAAUAAAGCCAUUUUUCUUGACUUGGUAACUAUGCGUGGCCGAGAUGUACCCAAGCAGGAGCUUGAUAACAAAUCGCUUCUUUGUAUGGAGUUCCUUUCUAGAUCCAAUGCCGGAGAUGUCCCACUAGUAGCUUUUGGUGGAUCAGAUGGUGUCAUUAGAGUUCUAUCGAUGAUAUCAUGGAAGCUAGUACGAAGAUACACUGGAGGACAUAAAGGUUCAAUUUCUUGUCUGAUGACGUUUAUGGCUUCUUCCGGUGAGUCACUUCUGGUUUCGGGGGCUAGCGAUGGAUUGCUUGUCCUUUGGAGUGCAGAUCACGGCCAAGACUCACGAGAACUAGUACCAAAAUUAAGCUUAAAGGCACAUGAUGGUGGUGUUGUGGCUGUUGAGCUUUCUAGAAUCAUUGGAGGUGCUCCACAGCUUGUUACAAUUGGUGCCGAUAAGACAUUAGCUAUAUGGGACACAAUCUCUUUUAAGGAAUUACGGCGGAUUAAACCUGUUCCUAGGCUAGCAUGUCAUAGUGUGGCAUCUUGGUCCCAUCCACGAGCUCCAAAUCUCGAUAUUUUAACCUGUGUUAAAGAUUCUCAUAUAUGGGCUAUUGAACACCCCACUUACUCAGCGCUAACAAGGCCAUUAUGUGAGCUAUCAUCUCUUCUUCCUCCACAUGUGCUUGCGCCUAACAAGAAAAUUAGGGUUUAUUGUAUGACAGCACAUCCUUUACAGCCUCACCUUGUUGCUACUGGAAGCAAUGUUGGUGUUAUCAUCAGUGAGUUUGACCCUAAAUCUCUUCCAGCAGUUGCUUCACUGCCAACACCCUCAGGGAGCCGAGAGCACUCUGCUGUCUAUGUAGUUGAAAGGGAACUUAAGCUACUAAAUUUUCAGCUGUCCCAGACGGCAAAUCCUUCCCUUGGGAACAAUGGCUCCUUGUCAGAAACAGGAAGGCUUAGGGGAGACUCUCCUGAACAAUUACAUGUUAAGCAGAUAAAAAAACACAUCAGUACUCCUGUUCCACAUGAUUCAUAUUCAGUGCUCUCUGUAAGCAGUUCAGGAAAGUAUAUUGCAAUUGUGUGGCCUGAUAUUCCUUACUUCUCUAUCUAUAAAGUAAGUGAUUGGUCCAUAGUUGAUUCAGGAAGUGCAAGGCUCCUAGCAUGGGAUACCUGCCGUGAUAGGUAUGCCAUAUUGGAGUCUUCAUUGCCUCCUAGAAUUCCUGUAAUUCCAAAAGGCAGCUCAAGAAAAGCGAAAGAAGCUGCUGCGGCUGCAGCACAAGCCGCUGCAGCUGCUGCUUCUGCCGCUUCUUCAGCCAAUGUUCAAGUUCGAAUCUUGCUGGAUGAUGGAACAUCUAAUAUAUUCACGACAUCUAUAGGUGGCCGCAGCGAUCCGGUCAUUGGCUUGCAUGGAGGGGCAUUACUUGGUGUUGCAUACCGAACAUCUCGAAGAAUCAGCCCUGUUGCUGCUACAGCUAUUUCAACAAUUCAAUCUAUGCCUUUGUCUGGAUUUGGAAGCAGUGGUCUUUCUUCUUUUGCCACUCUCGAUGAUGGAUUUAAUUCUAAUAGUUCCCCAAAUGAGGCUGCAGCACCUAACUUUCAGCUAUACAGUUGGGAAACUUCUGAACCUGUUGGAGGACUUCUUCCUCGACCAGAGUGGACAGCAUGGGAUCAAACUGUGGAGUAUUGUGCUUUUGCCUAUCCACAAUACAUUGUCAUAUCUUCAUUGCGGCCACAAUAUAGAUACCUGGGUGAUGUUGCGAUUCCCUUUGCCACUGGUGGAGUUUGGCAUCGCAGACAACUUUUUGUUGCUACACCUACAACAAUUGAAUGUGUUUUUGUGGAUGCGGGAGUUGCCGCUAUUGAUAUUGAAACAAAAAAGAUGAAAGAGGAGAUGAAACAACGAGAGGCACAAGCAAGAGCUGUUGCUGAGCAUGGUGAAUUAGCUCUUAUCACAGUGGAUGGUCCCCAAAAUGCUACUCAAGAAAGAAUAGCAUUAAGACCCCCAAUGCUACAGGUGGUCCGCUUGGCUUCAUUUCAGCAUGCUCCUUCCGUGCCACCUUUUCUGUCGUUGCCAAAACACUCUAGAGUUGAUGGGGAUGAUUCAGCAUUUCAAAAAGAGAUGGAAGAGAGAAAGGUCAACGAGAUAGCUGUUGGUGGUGGAGGAGUGUCUGUGGCAGUUACUCGUUUCCCCACAGAGCAGAAACGACCUGUGGGUCCUUUGGUUGUGGUGGGUGUUAGAGAUGGUGUUCUUUGGCUAAUAGACAGGUACAUGUGUGCCCAUGCAUUAUCUCUAAGUCACCCUGGUAUUCGCUGCCGAUGUCUGGCUGCUUAUGGAGAUGCUGUUAGUGCCGUAAAGUGGGCAAGUAGACUUGGGAGAGAACAUCACGAUGACUUAGCUCAAUUUAUGUUGGGCAUGGGUUAUGCUACUGAAGCACUUCAUUUGCCUGGGAUAUCCAAGAGGUUGGAGUUUGAUCUGGCUAUGCAGAGUAAUGAUCUGAAAAGAGCUCUCCAAUGCCUUCUUACCAUGAGCAAUAGUAGGGAGAUGGGGCAAGAUAGCACAGGGCUCGAGUUGAAUGACAUUCUCAAUUUAACAGCUAAGAAAGAAAACUUGGUGGAAGCUGUACAAGGAAUAGUGAAAUUUGCUAAGGAAUUUUUGGAUCUUAUUGACGCGGCAGAUGCUACUGCACAAGCUGAAAUUGCCCGGGAAGCUCUAAAACGGUUGGCUGCUGCAGGAUCAGUAAAAGGUGCUUUACAGGGUCAGGAGUUAAGAGGACUAGCAUUGCGCCUUGCAAAUCAUGGAGAGCUCACAAGGCUGAGUGGAUUGGUAAACAACUUGAUCUCGGUUGGUCUUGGACGUGAAGCUGCAUUUUCAGCUGCUGUUUUGGGAGACAAUGCUCUCAUGGAAAAGGCUUGGCAGGAAACAGGAAUGCUUGCCGAGGCUGUGCUCCAUGCCCAUGCUCAUGGACGACCAACAUUAAAAAGCUUGGUUCAGACUUGGAACAAAAUGCUGCAGAAGGAGGUUGAUCACACACCGUCAACAAAGAUGGAUGCUGCAGCUUCAUUUUUGGCCUCUCUUGAGGAUCCAAAGCUUACAAGUUUAGCAGAUGCAGGCAAGAAGCCACCAAUCGAAAUCUUACCCCCAGGGAUGCCAACUCUCACCGGUCCUAUUUCUCUGGGCAAAAAACCAGCUCCAGCAGCAGCUCAGAAUACCGAGCAACAACCCAAGCAAUUGCUAUUAGAAGGGCCUACUACCGCACCAGUCCCAUCACCAAUACCUACACCGCCAACAACAACAACAACAGAACCUUCUACUAGCACAGAAGCAGCACCAACAGGAACAGAAGCCACUCCUCCAACUACGGAAACUCCCACACCCCAACCAGACUCGGGAGAACCUGUUACAGGGGAUACACCUCAAGUUACAUCAACAAGUAAUUCAGAUCAGGUAAAUCCUGGUGAAACACCUGUUGUAGAAUCAUCUACGGCCAAUAUAGUUGAACCCUCUGAGGCUCUUCCUCAAGUUCCCGAGAUCCAUGAAACUAAUUUGCAGGCUUCGUCAUUAGCAACAGGUGCCACAUCUACUUGAAUUGCAAGACAUGCCGCUGUGUUCUGUCUUUGCCAACAAUAGAAAUUUCUGUAUCGAUACUGAUACACCAUGAAGAACUCCAUUGAUUUACAAUUUUUCUGUAUUGACAUAGAGAAAAGGAAGCGAUUUUGAAUAGUUAGUAUCUGUAAUUAUGAUGGUUGACGUGUAUACUUCAUUUGUUCAUCUCAUUGUUUGUUGUUUUCUUUGUUUUGUUUUUCUUUUCUUAUUGUUGUUCAUAAUUGUAGUUGUAUUUUUUUUUUUAAAUACUGAUUAGGUAGAGCAGCUUCAUUAUUCAGUGCCGAUUUGUAAUUUUUCUUUUUCAAUUAUUAUUUUUUGGUGGA